Molecule: messenger RNA, 1314 nt
Organism: Gigantopelta aegis
Lineage: Eukaryota; Metazoa; Mollusca; Gastropoda; Neomphalida; Peltospiridae
Product: inter-alpha-trypsin inhibitor heavy chain H3-like
Exons: 5
Coding region: 1-1314 (437 amino acids)
Source: RefSeq, a predicted model, not a curated record
AUGGAGGAGUCCCUGUCCUCCAAUGAUCUGGCACAGGUGCAAAGGCCAGACUCGAAGUCUGCCUAUAUACAAUUCCACCCUUCCCUGGACGAGCAGCUGGUCCGGUGGGCUGAGGGUAUAUCCGGGCUGUUCACCUUGGAAUAUGACUUGAAUCGUGGUUAUGAUGCCGGGGAUAUAAGCAAUGGGUACUUCGUUCAUUUCUUCGCUCCGAAUGUAUCUCAACCUAUCCCAAGAGAUGUCUUGUUUAUCCUGGACACCAGCACAUCAAUGUCCAACACAAAAAUGGAUCAGAUGAAGGAGGCAAUGAAGGCUAUUCUUGAUGACCUUCAAGAAGGUGACACGUUUAACAUCCAGGAGUUCAACUCCAAAGCUAAGAUGUGGAAGGACACUCUUCAGCCCGUAAACAGAGAGACUAUCAGACAGGCACUGCAGUAUAUACACAAGAUAUAUCCUACAGGAUGGAUAAACAUGAACCAAGCGUUAACGCAAGGUCUUGAUUUUCUAAACAACAAUGCCAGACAUCCCGACAGCGGUUUGUUAUUUUUUCUAACGGACGGCAAGGCGACGAAGGGCGAAGUGGACACUGGCAGGAUUCUUCAGAACGUGAUGACGAAGAACAAGAUGGAAACCCCAAUCUACAGCUUGGCGUUUGGUAGAGGUGCUGACUGGGAGUUUGUUAAGAAGGUUGGCGUCCAGAACAAUGGUCUUGGAAAAAGAAUAUAUGAGGACUCGGAUGCAGAGCUUCAAAUUGGAGAUUUCUACAAGGAGAUAUCUACAACUCUUCUAGAAGGAAUCAACUUCCUCUAUCCCGAAGAUCUCGUGGAUACUGAUUCGCUGACAAAGUAUUCUUUCAAAAAUUUCUUCGAAGGGUCAGAAAUGAUAAUUGCAGGAAAGCUGGAUGACAUAACCUUGCAGAGUCUGACUAUGAACGUGUUAGCCAAUGCAGUGGAAGGUCCAGUGGAUCUUCAGUUACAUUCUGAUGUCCCCGACUUACAAAGCCAGUUUCGGGAUAUGACAGGGUUGACAGACCCGCAAAACCUGGCGAAGAUCACAGAAAGAAUGUGGGCCUACUUAACCAUCAAGGAGAUUCUGGAGAAACAAUUCGGCGAAAAAGACCGUGUGCAAAAAGAACUUCUGAAGCAGAAAGCUAUAGAGUUGUCAUUAAAGGUACUUACUAUACAUAGAUAUAAUUAUGUACCUAUUAUAAACGGUCUACUUGUAACUAAAAUCCGCUUAGACAAAUAUUUUAGCAAUUUGGUAAAUGUCCUUAAAUACAACACCCCCCCCCCAAAAAAAAAAACUCGCGACUUUUAA